AGUGCCGGCCGAUGACUUCGUAGAACGGGGCUUCUCCGGCGUUCCAGCCAUGGCGGCGGUCAUGAAUUUUGCCCGCGAGGAGACGGACCCCCUCACCCUGCCAGAAGGCCCCCGGGGCCCUUGGGCUCAAGGCGGGAAGCAGCACGCGAAUCCAGUUGAGGCUGUCCCGGUGAUUCUCUGGGAGCGACCUGCCAAGCCUGCAGGGUGGUCGGCCAUGUGGGAGGUCUUGCCGCCACCGCCUCCGCCGCCGCCGGGGGAAGACGGGGUGUGGAUCUGGGUGCCAGAGGGGGAGGAGGCGCCCCUAGGGGGCCUCGUGCCCCACGAGGGCGCCUUCUUGCCCUGCGCGGAGGUGGACGAGUUUCCAGAUCUGCCAGGCGCACCCCACGAUACCUUCCCCCAGGUCUGCGCUCAGGCGCUGUCAGAAGGCCGAAGGCUUGGAGGAAUCACUGAGCAUCAGGCGUUCCCAGAGCCGACAAAGGUGCAGGUGCCGGAGUCUGAUGUCCGCACGUCGUAUCCUCCAACCAGUGGUCUGCAAGAUGCCAAAGAUGCGCUUGCUGCAACCAUGCCGGAUGGCCCGCCCUGGCCUGUGGGCACCUCGCCUAUGUCAACCCUUCACUGGCUGGAGAACGUCCAGGUGCCAAGGAACAUGACUUCCGGCAGCCAAAAGGAUUUUGGCACUCACGUGGGUGCCCACACGGGUCCCAGCCAGGUGGGUGGCCAGAUGGGUCCUAGCCAGAUGGAUUUUGUCAGCCAGAAAGGUUUCGGCAGCCAGGUGGGUGGUGGCCACACGGGUCCCAGCAGCCAGGUGGGUGGCGGCCAGAUGGAUUUCGGCAGCCACAUGGGUCCCAGCAGCCAGGUGGGUGGCGGCCAUAUGGAUUUUGGCAGCCAGAAAGGUUUCGGCAGCCAGGUGGGUGGCCAGAUGGGUCCUGGCAGCCAUAUGAAUUUUGACAGCCAGGUGAGUGGUGGUGGUGGUCAGAGCCAUGCUCCCACCAACCCAAUGGGCCCAAGCAGCCAGAUGCAUGGCCAUAGCGGCCAGAUGCACCCCAGCCAGAUCCAGGGCCGUAGCCAGAUUGGCCAGAUGAGGACUGGCAGCCAGAUCAGCAAUCCUGGUGCGGGGGGUCCGUGUGGUCCUCCGCGACCUGGCAGUCAGAGCGGUCAGGCAAACGUCUCCACUGAAGCCCCUGCACAGGUUUGGAACCCCUUCCCAUCCGAGAGCCCUGCUCAUGAGCCCACGGAGCAGGCGUGGAACCCUUGGGCCAGCGGCGAUGGCGACGGCCCGUUUUGGGGAAGCAGAUCCGAGACCCCCAGGCGGCUAAUCGGCGACGUCGGAGCCUUCAACUCGGAUGAUUGGAGGUCGCGCUCAGCGCUGCCCAGUGCGAGAAGCAUCCCGAUGUCUGCACGCUCCCUGCAAGCCUCUUCACGCAACAUCGAUUGGACGCCUUCAGCGCCAAACGUGUACGGCGUCGACGGGGACAACUUCAAGGACCAAUCCCUGGAGAGCACCUCAUUUUGGCAGGUGCCGCCUGUCAUGGCCGCCCCGUCUGGCAGGUCAGCUUCUGCGUGUGCACCCGCCCCGCAGCCAUUUGGCAGCCAG
Molecule: messenger RNA, 1594 nt
Organism: Effrenium voratum
Lineage: Eukaryota; Dinophyceae; Suessiales; Symbiodiniaceae
Source: the annotation of a GenBank genome assembly